AUGGGAAUUCAGGAGCCGAUAAUUCGAAGCUAUGAUGGGGUGGCUGACAGAGGCAGAGUGGAAGAUCUCGAACGAAGAUGCGAAGUAGGGCCAUCUGAGCGUGUGUUCCUCUUCACAGAUACGAUGGGUGACCCCAUAUGUAGGAUCCGAAACAGUCCGAUGCACAAGAUGCUGGUGGCCGAGCUGGACAACCAGUUGGUCGGGGUCAUCCAAGGCUCUAUAAAGUUGGUCACAUUUCAUCCCAACAAGCCACCACCUAAAGAUCAAGCCAAGGUAGGCUACCUCUUAGGCCUGAGGGUCUCGCCGCAGUACAGAAGAAAAGGGAUUGGUUCGAGCCUCGUGCGUCGAUUAGAAGAAUGGUUCGUUUGCAAUGAUGUAGAUUAUGCAUACAUGGCCACGGAGAAAGAUAACCAGGCCUCAGCCGGGCUUUUCAUGAACAAAUUUGGCUACAUCAAGUUCAGGACCCCGGCCAUUCUUGUGAACCCGGUUCGCUACAGGCCGUGUCGGGUGUCGUCGGGUGUCGAAAUUGCAAAGCUGAGGAUUGAGGAAGCUGAGUAUCUGUACAGAAAGUGUAUGGCUUCCACUGAGUUUUUUUCACAUGACAUAGAUAAAGUGCUUGGAAAUAAGCUGAGUUUGGGGACUUGGGUGGCUUAUCCAAGAGGAGAUGGGUUGAGGGUUGGAGAUUUUGGGUCAAAUGGUGAUGAGGUGGUGCCUAGCAAUUGGGCCAUGCUUAGUGUAUGGAACAGUGGGGAGCUUUUUAACCUGAGGCUAGGGAAAGCACCCUUAUCUUGCUUAAUGUAUGCAAAAAGUUGGAAAUUGAUGGAUAGGUUUUUACCCUGCUUUAAAUUACUGCCUUCCAUGCCUGAUUUUUUUACCCCUUUUGGGUUUUACUUCAUGUAUGGCUUGCACCAUGAAGGACCCUCGUCAGGGAAAUUGGUGAGGAAUUUGUGCCGGUUUGUGCACAACAUGGCUGCUAAUAGUAGUUCAGAGUAUAGCUCUAAGAAUUGCAAGGUUGUAGUGACAGAAGUUGGGGGCGGUGAUCCAGUGAAACAUUACAUACCACAUUGGAAAUUGCUCUCUUGUUCUGAAGAUUUGUGGUGCAUAAAACCCUUGAAAAAUGAUAGCCUCCAUGAACUGACAAAAACCCACCCAACAAAAUCUCUUUUUGUAGACCCAAGAGAGGUAUGA
Molecule: messenger RNA, 1188 nt
Organism: Prunus armeniaca (apricot)
Lineage: Eukaryota; Viridiplantae; Streptophyta; Magnoliopsida; Rosales; Rosaceae
Source: the annotation of a GenBank genome assembly